GCAAUUAUCUUUUGAUUAGGAUUUAAAAAAAUGAUAAUUAUUAUUAAAUAAUAUUUUAAUUGCUUUUUAAUAAAAUUUGUUUUUGUUAAUAUCUUAGUAUAUAUAGUUUUAGUUACGAGAUAGAUUAACACAUAUUACAAUCUUAAAAUAUAUAAUUGCAUGUGUCGCGAUCAUGUUAAUUAGCAACUUUAAAAAACAAAAUUUUAUAUAAUAAGAUCCGUACUUAACCUACGCAAUCAUUUUAGCAAAUUCAUUAGCUUUAGAUAUCAAAAAACAAAAAAAAACCAUUGGCUUUAUUAUAUCGUAAUGUAGCCGCCAUUUCUGUGUGGAGGAUGAGGUCACAAGAUGCACGUAUAAUUUCAUAAUGAUCUUGUUGAACAAAUAAUUAAAUCCAUUAUGUUCUUAUAUGAUAUUAUAGAGUGGCUAAAUUAAAUUUACUAAGACGAUAAAAUUAGGUAUAUAUGUAAUUAAAAUUAGGUAUAUGAGGUUGGCAGAUAACUUUUAAUUAAAUAGUUGGUUAAUAAAAAAAGAGAAUAAGCUUUUUAAGUUAUGCUUUUUCAUAUCAAAUAACAUCAUACCAUCAGGAAAAUUAAUUGAUAUUUUAUCUUAAAAACAUAAUGUUUCCAGAUUUUUUUGUCUAUAUAAUCAUGAAUAGUUUGGUUAAAUCGACCUAAAAUCGCUGUUAAUUUUUAAUCCAAAACCAAUACUUAUCCAAAAUUUUACUUUAACGUUUUUCAAUUUUCUUACAAGUUCUUAACAAAGGUUUAGAGAAAAGGAAUACUUCGAGAUAUUGUCCACUAGUCAAUUGGCAUAUAUCUUGAUACAUAUUCAAACGAGAUUUCAGUAAAACGACAAGAAGUAGGUUUACAAGUAGCUGGCCACAUAUUGCUCAAACAGGUGAAACCAUUUCUUUCGAUUAAAAACCGAAUAUCAAGGACUAGUUGCAAAACUCAAUUGUGAUAAUAUUAACCAAGUAGAAAAGGACGUUCGAAAAUUUUAAGUUACUAGAUCUCAGCUGAAACAUAGUGCUGUGUUUGGGAAUAGAUUAUUUACAUAUCACAAAACCAAAAAACUUGUUAUUUAGAUGAUGUUAAAGUCCUGAAAGAAAGUUUUUUUCCGAUCAGAGAUUGUCCAUGUGCCAAGAACGCAAAAUACAAAGGCGGAUAGCCUAGCACGUAGUGUCAGGAAGCAGCCGUCUUUCGUCGUUCACAUGGAUAGACAUCUCUCAGUUUGGUUCACAGAGUUUGUAUGAGUCUGUUUAUGCUGAUGACAAAAAUAAAAUAAAAUAAAGGGUAGUCCAAAGCAAUUAUACAUAAUCAGUUAAUUAAUAACUGUUUCACUAAUAAUAAUCACUAUCUUUAUUAAACAAAACUAGGUGUUUUGUCCGCGCAUGCGGGCAUAAUCGUUUUACUAAUAAUUAUUAAUAUAUCUAUUAUGAUUUAAACAUGAUGAUGAUAGCUUGUUUUUUUUAUAUUCUUAAUCAUUUUAGUUUUCUUUGAUUUUAUUUCGAUCUACGUUUUUUUAAGACAAAGCAAAACCAUAAAACUAUGAAACCAUAAGAGCAUAACUGCAUAUCAAAUAUUGCAUACAAUAAAGUAAAGUAAAAAUAUGAAUGAACUUUUGGUCUUUCUUAAUCUACUUUGUAUUUUUGAACCAGAAAAUGUAUUAAAUUACCAAAAAACCAUUGAAACACACAUAUCCAAGUAAAAAUAAUAAUAAUAAAGUUCGAUGAUAAUUUAGAAGAAAACUUUUUUAAAAAUGAAUUGAGAUAAUGGUAAUAUUUCAUUGGUUUACUUGAUAAAUGUAUACAUUAACUUAUUUUAAUAUUUCAUAAGUUUACAUUUAAUUUAAAAAAAUAUAAUGAUAGUUUUAUUAUUAUAGUUAAUAUAUAAUGAUAAAUCUAAUUAUUCAUUAAGAAUAUAUCUACUUUAGCCGUUUUAGAAACUAAACCAUUAACACAUGUUUAUAACAUGAUAACAUAGGCAACUCUCUAAACUUAUUAAAUAUAUCACAUGUUUUCUAUUUUGAUGUUGUUCAUAUAGCCGUUAAUGUAAACAACUCCAACCAAUAAUAUUGUUUGACCUGCACAAAAAAAUUAAACCACUGAAAAGAGAACGUUCACAUCAGCAUGAAAGUGAUGAAGAGAACGCAAACAAUUGAAACAACCAGAAGACACUAUACCUAGAGGAUGAAACAAAAAUUAUAACCAAUACAACUUGGAAUGAAUGAGUAAAAUAAAACUAUAGAGUUUAAAACCUCUUACGUCACAUUAAAAUAAGAAUUGGUCUUCACUUGUGAAAGUUCAAAUAAUUAUAAUUCUAGUUCUAAUUAGAAUGUUCAAGAUAGUUAUAUUAUUUAAAUUAAUAAAUUAAUGAUUUAAGCUUAAAAAUAAUAAGAAACUUGUGAAAGUUAAAAUAAUUAUAAUUAUAGUUCCAGUUAGAAAUUUUAAAAUAGUUAUAUUAUUUAAAUUAAUAAAUUAAUUAGAAAUUUCGAAAUGUUAUAUUAUUUAAAUUAAUAAAUUAAAUAAUUAAGCUAAAAACUAAUAAGAAUAUGACAAAUAAAUAAAAUUAUAUAAAAUCAUGGAGAAUGUGACAAAUCAACAAAAACAUAGUUAUAUUAUUUAAAUUAAUAAAUUAAUUAGAAAUUUCGAAAUAGUUAUAUUAUUUCAGUUAAUAAAUUAAAUAUUUAAGUUAAAAAUAAUAAGAAUAUGACAAAUAAGCAAAAAUUAUAUAAAAUCAUGGAGAAUAUGACAAAUCAGCAAAAUCACUUAUAAUAGUAUUAGAUAAGUGAGGUGGAAAUUGGUAAAUGAAAAAAAUGAAGUAUUGUAAGAAACCGAAAACUAUACGCAGUAUGUAGGUUUGAAAUUUAUAAAUUCAUAAUCCAUUAGAUACAGGGUAAGUACAAGUAUGUGUUAAAAGCCUAUAAUAUUAUAAAUUUGUUUUUGAGAAAAGAGAGAGAAGGGAAGAAGAUGAGAGAGGAGACCAGACAUAAUUGAGUUCCACCGAAAAGUGCAAAGAGGGGCGGUGAAAUUCUCGAAUACGAUCAUACAAUAGUGUUUUCUGGGUAUACAGUCAAUGACAAUAAUGGUUGGUCGGUUAUACAAAUUUAUAUUCUAUUUUUAUAACCAAUAAAUUAUUCUUUUAUUUGGGCAACAAAAUUAUUCAUUUUAAAAAAUCAUUCGUUCCUCGCAAAAAUAAAGUUUUCACGUCAUAAUUUAUUUAAUGUCUAAUCCGACUAAUCUAUGAUAUAUUAAUUAUAGUUUAGUUUAACAGUUUUUAAUAAAAAUUGAUCCAGUCCAUCGGAAUAAAUGAUAUAAUAUCAUCAAAACAUAUUAUAUAUGUAUAAAUAAAAUGAUCAAAUAUAAAAAGAAAAUUGUUGAUAAUAUAUACAAAUAAAUUCACGCAGGUCUUAUCCUAAUUUAUAUUAAAUCAUUAAAAUGAAUUGGGCCACUGAAGAAGCCGAAAGACGUUAGAUAUAACCCACUCGUGGACAUCCUCCUCUUAUUUUCUCUUUGAAAAAUAAUCGACCUAUAUAUCUAGAAAAAGUUAUCGUAAGAACUGUAUUUCGUUUUUCUUCUCAAUUAUCUUUAGUGGAGAAUACUUCUUUUUACAUGUUAAAUGUUUCGUCGCGUAUUUGAAUAAACUGUCCCGAAUAUAUUAUAUACAUAUCCUUCAGAAAAGUUUUUCAAAGCGUGGAUAAACUAAAAUAAAAAGGGAAGGAAAAAUAUUGUAAACCCUCCAUUUUAAAGAUGUGCAUUUUAAAGAAACUUUAGGAGUAUAUAAGUACUUAUUAAUUACAUAAAGACAAAAGCUACGACGAGAACUGUUUUUAUCAUUACGCAUUAAGAGGCUAAUUAGAGUUUAUUAAUAAUACUAAUCCUAGUAUGAUAAUCAGGUUUGGAUUCAAGGGUGUAGUGACGGCGACACUAGCACAACCCUCGAAGCUAAAAAUGAUAGUCUAUUACAAAUAACAAACUAUUGAGAUUAACUAGUACUCCAUCCAUUCUACAAAAAUAAAACUUUUUACUAUUUUUACACAUAUUAAGAAAAUACAUUAAACUACCAUAAUAAAUGUAUCAUUUUCUGUAAUUUUAAUUUUUAAUAAUUUUUAAUCAAUAGUAACUCAAUAAAAUCAAUUAAUUUUCUUGAAAUUUACAAUUUUUUAUAGAAAACACAAAAAAUACAUAUUUGUAAAACAAUUUUUUUUUCUAAAAAGUCUAUCAUUAAGCAACAGAAGGAGUAGUCCUUAAUUAUAUCUGCAUUAAACAAUAAUACGAUAGACUGAUACUUACAAGGUUAACCAAGUUCAUGGACCUUGUGAACACUGUCUUUACAUUGCUAUGUUCCAAGAUUAAACCGUUUGGACGUGAACUUUAACUACACAUGUACAGAUGUACUGUGAUAACGUUUCGACCAGCUAAUAACUACGAAGAGAUUUACGACUCAUAACUACGAAGAGGAUUUUUUUUUCUUACACUAUGAAGAGGUUAUUCAUGGACUAUUUAUGUGUAUUCGUCAUUUCAACAUAUACCGGCUGGCUAAUAUUUUUUCUGCUUAAAACCAAAAGAGUUUCGUUCUAAAAGAAGAGAUUUAUUCACGAACUUAAUUAAUCUACUGAAUCAUGACUAAUAUUGUUACCCUGAUUCAAUUUGCCAUGAUGAACAUAUGCCCAUAUCCACCUUGCAUGUCUUAAACUGUACCACGCAGAUGAGCCUAUGCGUACGCACUAUUAUUUGAAACAAUCGAGAUUAUUUUUAAAUUUUAAUUCCAAAUUAAAUUAAUAGAGUAUUUGAUGUACAAGCCAAUCAUAUACAUAUGAUGAGGAUGAUAAAUUUUGAUUUAGAAAUUAUUUAUGUGGAUACUCUCAUGCAUGCCGCAUCCAUGGUAUUCGUUCCCAAAUAUUAUGUGACCAUAGAUUUGUCCAAGGUAAAUUCUCAAAUAUAAUAUAUAUGUAUAUGUUAUAAUGAUAAAUAAUAAUCACUUACACAUGAGGAAAUUCGAUAAAAUAAAAGUGUCUGACAAAACAUGAACCGAUUUAAAAGAAAAACAGAUCAUAUAAGAUCCAAAUGUCAAUUUUGUUAGAUAAUUUUACAUAUGAAUGAAAAAAAAAAGAUAACUAAACCGAAUAUAGAAGAGAAAGAUUUCUUAAAAGGAAAAAUGAAACAAAAAUAUAGAUCAAUUACAAAAAAAUAAAUUCAAAAACUCGAACGGAGAGUAGAAUUAUACUGCCCGAGUCUCAUGCUAGCUGAUAACGUCAUCAGUUUGGUGAGUCUAUUUUUCUACAAACAAACAAAAAUCAAAAAGACAAUAAAAGAAGAAGAAAAACGAAAAGAAACCAAACAAAAACCCCGCAAGUAAACUUUCUCUACACUCCACUUGUUUAAAUUAAUAGUAUGAAAAAGGGAUAAUAACAACAUUACGGAGUCGGUUUCCACUUCCUAUAAGCCCACGACCUUGCAGUAUAUAUAAAGGAACCAGCCUUGUCUGCUUUUGCUGCAUUAACAUUUCCAAGAAGCAUUCUAAACUUAGUGAGUGCGACUCUCUACUUUACAUACUUUAUUCAACACUCACCUCAAAAUCACCAAAAAGAAAACAUGUUCUGUCCAACAAAAAUGCUUGUUUCUUCUUAUACUCGCAACCAUAUCCUCUUCUUCAUUGCACUAAUUCUCACGUUAACCUCUUUAACUGAAUCUCGAUACCAUCACCACAAAGAGAAACACAAACACAAUAGCCAUAACCAUCACUCCUCAAAACCAGAGCCACCAUCUUCCUCAAUCUCUCAGCCUCCUACUCCUCCUCCAGGCCCCAAUGACUCACCGUCACCUUCGCUGCCACCGUCACCUUCAGACGAGCCUGAAGAAGAUAACAAUGGAUUCUACAACGUGAGAAAGUUUGGUGCGGUCGGAGAUGGUGUCACGGACGACACGGAAGCAUUCAAAACUGCGUGGGACUCUUCAUGUAGUAACCAGAACGACACCGUUUCAGUUUUGUUUGUUCCUUACGGCUACACAUUCAUGAUUCACUCUACUAUAUUUACCGGUCCUUGCCACUCUUACCAAAUAUUACAAGUGGACGGGACCAUUAUAACACCAGAUGGACCAGAAUCGUGGCCAAGUAAUAUAAGUAAAAGACAGUGGCUUGUCUUCUAUAGAGUCAACGGAAUGGCUCUGAAAGGUGCCGGAGUUAUUGACGGCCGGGGACAAAAAUGGUGGGAUCUUCCCUGCAAACCUCACCGGUCCGUCAACAAAUCUGCAAUUUUUGCUGGUCCCUGCGACAGCCCCAUUGCUUUGAGGUUCUUUAUGAGCUCGAAUCUAACGGUGGAAGGUCUAAUGAUAAAAAACAGCCCGCAGUUUAAUUUCAGAUUCGACGGAUGCCAAGGCGUUCACGUCGAGUCCCUUCACAUCACUGCUCCACCGUUAAGUCCCAACACUGACGGCAUCCACAUUGAAAAUUCUAACUCCGUUACCAUCUACAACUCCGUCAUCUCCAACGGAGAUGAUUGUGUAUCGAUUGGUUCGGGAUCCUACGAUGUUGAUAUUCGGAAUCUCACUUGUGGACCCGGUGGCCAUGGAAUUAGUAUUGGAAGUUUGGGCAACCACAACUCACACGCAUGCGUAUCAAACAUAACUGUAAGAGACUCCAUCAUAAAAUAUUCCGACAACGGAGUUCGGAUCAAAACGUGGCAAGGUGGUUCUGGUUCGGUCUCAGGCGUGACAUUUAACAACAUCCACGUGGAGUCAGUCCGUAACCCAAUAAUCAUUGACCAAUACUAUUGCAUGACCAAAGAUUGUUCUAAUAAAACAUCUGCGGUUUUUGUAUCUGAUAUUGCAUACCAAGGCAUCAAAGGAACUUACGAUAUUCGAAGUCCUCCAAUGCAUUUUGGAUGCAGCGAUGCAAUUCCAUGCACAAAUCUAACUCUUUCGGGCAUCGAGUUGCUUCCUGCAAAGGGCGACAUCGUUCUGGAUCCGUUUUGUUGGAAUGCUUAUGGACUUGCGGAAGAGCUUUCGAUUCCUCCGGUUUGGUGUCUCAUGUCAGAUCCUCCCACGGCGUUGCAAGGUGCUCUUGUUGACAAGUGUGGUUCACCGUGAUUUGCAUCUUCGGAUCAAUAAUUGAGUUAGACAAUAUUCUAAACUUUUAACGAGAUUUUAGAGGGAAAUGUAUAUAAGUUUGAGGAGAGUCAUAUUAUUGAUCUUCAUUAAGGAGUGGUAUGUUUUAUUUGCCUCCCAACUAUUUAAAAGUCGUGUUUAAGUUUCAUAUGCUGAUUUAUGUAGUGUUUGUUUUACUAAUGAUGGAGUGAUUAAUAUAAUUAAGAUUGUGUUUUAGCUUCAGUA
This is a messenger RNA of Brassica rapa (field mustard), 7330 nucleotides long. Its product is annotated as polygalacturonase At1g48100. Gene Ontology annotation, biological process: carbohydrate metabolic process. NCBI's taxonomy places the organism in Eukaryota, Viridiplantae, Streptophyta, Magnoliopsida, Brassicales, Brassicaceae. Gene Ontology annotation, molecular function: polygalacturonase activity. The record is from RefSeq and is a predicted model, not a curated record.